CUAGAUAUUUACUCCAUCUGUUCCAUCAUCGAGUUAUGCUAAAUUAUUUUCUCUUAUAAUUUGGGACACAAACAAGCCAAGCCCACGAUGGGCGCAAUAAAUCCUCUAGCAGCUGUAUGGCUGCUUCUCAUGCUGAUCAUAGCAUCAAGUCAGGCGGCAAGAGAAAAUCCACUCAAGGAUCCACGCAUCUGCGGACGUCCACAAUGUGAAAUAACAAACCCAAAAUUCGGCUAUGGCGAUAUGUUGUACAAGUAUAAUUAUACGGUAGCAUUGCGCACUGAAUUCGCCGGUUCCGGCGACAAUAGCUCUGAUCUCUUUUUGAAAGCACACCUGGAAAUAUUCUUUCCCAAGCCAUGUGAGGGCUACAUGCGUAUCAAUAUUGUCAAGCUGUACGAUACGAUGCCGCCGGUCAGCAAUGACAGCCCAUCCUCUGAGGAAAAAUCCACAAAAGAUGUUUAUGACUACUAUGACAACUUGAGCAGUAGAGAGUCUUCGUCUGGAGAACAAGUGACGCCAGAUUUUGAGGACCUACAUCCCAAGAGCCUCGAAUUGGCCAAUGACUUAACAAAGAAUCUGCUGCGUUUUGCCUUCCACGAUGGCCUGAUCAGCGAGGUGUGUCCCACCGAGUUGGAGACACCUUGGGUGCUCAACUUUAAGAAGGGCAUACUGUCCAGCUUUCAAAAUACCAUGAUGCGAUUCGAUGUGGACUUCAAUACCACAGAGACGGAUGUAUCCGGUGAUUGCGAUGUGCAAUAUACACUAGCAUUAACCGACAGCGCCUAUGUGACCAUACGCAAGAAUAAGGACAUUGCCACGUGCCGACGCCGUUACGCCACACAGUCGGUGCUGCAGACAACACCAUACACAUUCCGGGAUGACAAAACCAUUUGGCCAGUUUUAAACUCACAGAGUUACUGCAAUUUGACCAUUGAUAACUACAUGUAUCGUGAGAUUAGUUGCAUGGAGAGCCACUUGCUGGUGCCCUUCUCAAAUGGCAGCUUUGGCGCCUUGACAACGACACGAAGUAAACUGCAGUUGGAGGAUGAAGAAUCCUACAGCAUCAGCGAGUUUUUGGAGCAAAAUAUCGAAAUGGUUGAGCGACGUUCCUCGCUUAUUUUUGAUCACACGCCGUCUGUGAAGCCCAGCCAUGAUGAGAUCAAGGCCGCUCGCGAUUUGCUCGUGCAGAUGUGCGCCGUGGGCUUUCCGAAUAUACAGCGAGAGUUCAUCGAGGUGUUUACCAAUUUCCUGCAGACGACGAAGAGCCUGGACUAUAAGACGCUUACAGUACUCCUGCAGCGUUCGGCAAGCACAUGUCCGCAGGGCAAGAACCACGUGCUGGAAUCGCUGCCCUACAUCCAAAGCACCGCUUCGUAUCAGGUGAUGCGGGAUCAAAUUGUGAAUGAGAAGCUCUCCAAAGAGAAGGCACAGAGUUGGAUGACCUCGCUGUCCCUUAUCAGGCGUCCCGACGCUGAGACCUUGGAAACCUUCUACACCAUACUCGACUAUGCGCGAAAGAAAUUAGAGCCGGAAUACACUCUAGGCGCCACGGCUGUGGUGCACAGCUACUGCAAGCAUCACGAGAAUUGCGAGGAGGAUCUCAAGGUUACACAAAUUGUCAAUCUUUUGGAGACUGAAUUUGUGACUCAGUUUAAAAAGUAUCGUGGCAAUCGCAAGCAACGCGAGCGUUUAAUUAUCCUGCUUAAAGGUCUGGGGAACAUUGGUGUCAUGUCCACUGGCUUUGUGGAGCAAUUACAGUUGAUAAUCAAGGAUAUUGUGGUGCCAGUGGAUAUACGCCUGCAGAGCAUUCUAGCAUUUAGGCGGGUCAAUUGCCUUAAGUACCGCAGCUACUUUUUGGAUAACUACGCUGACUACACAUUCAAUUCGGAGCUGCGCAUCCACAGCUAUUUGCAGACGAUGCGUUGUCCGGACUAUAUAUCGAUUGGUGUCAUCAAGUCCAUACUGGAGCACGAGGAGAUCAAUCAGGUUGGCUCAUUUGUUUGGUCGCAUCUCACCAAUUUGGCCAAGUCCAAUUCGCCGGUGCGCAUUGAGGCGCAGGGUCUUCUUCUGAACGAUGAUCUCUCGGAGAAGUUUAAGAUGGACAUUCGCAAGUUCUCCAGAAACUAUGAGCACAGCUUGUUCUUUGAUGAAUACAAUUUUGGCACCACAACCGAUGCCAAUUUAAUAUUUGGCACCGACUCCUAUCUGCCACGCAUGGCCAGCGUCAACUUUACCGCAGAUCUGUUUGGUCAAUCUGUGAACUUCUUUGAGUUCAGUGCACGUGCCGAAGGCUUCGAAGAGCUGGUGGUCAAUGCUUUCGGGCCCAAAGGACCUUUCAAUGGUGAACUGCUGCGAAAGAAACUCGCAUUUCUAAAUCGUUGGCUGGGCAAUGAGAGCGCCGAGGAGGAAGACACCUUGGACGAUCUGCUCAAUAUCGACAACUUGCGUCUUAAGCGCAAAGUAGACGACUCAGUAGAGGAGCCGGAAGAAGAUCUUGAUUACGUACACGAAGAGGAGCUGCAACAAUCAGGACGAAACAAACGCAACGCUGACCCUACAGCAACGGCACGCAAAAAUGGCAUCGAUCGCAAUGUUGACCAAUUGGGCUACAAGUUGAAGUACGAUUACAAUAAUCCUCGAGCGCAGUUUGGACUACGAGUCUUUGGCAACGAUCUGCGCUACUACAACAUCGAAUCUAUGGCAGAAGUAAUGCUGCUGGCUACACAGUUCAAUCCAUUCUACCAGGCGCAAAAGCUGCUCUCCGGCAAACCUUUCUCCUACACACAGUCACGGGUAUUUCUAGACGUCUCAUAUAGUGUCCCCUUGGCUGUGGGCAUGCCACUGGCAAUACACGCAUUUGGUGCCUCGUCCGUGGACCUGAGUAUAUCGGGCAAUCUGGAUAAGCUGGAUGUCGAUUGGCAUUUCGAUGUGCAGGGCCGUUUCAAGCCAUCGGUGUCCGUAGAUGUGAUUACCACAAUGCAAGCGGACCUGUAUUGGGGCCAGUCGGGCAUCAAGGUCAAGAGCAACUUGUACUCCAACACGGAAGUGGAGGCCAACCUAAAGAUGCGGGGCAGCAAUCUUGUUUCCUUCUCCUUUAAUCUACCGCAGGACAAGAAUGAAAUCUUUAGCGCACGCUCCGAACUCUUGAUCAUGAAGCGGGACGAGCAGUUGCCACAGGCGGGCAUUGAGAAGCGCAGUUCGAAUUCAACUUGCACUUGGCCAGUGCUGGACAGCGCCAUUGGUCUGCAAAUGUGCUCAUAUUAUAGCGUGCCCGAUCUGAGCAAUGCUACAGCCGCUUAUCCCAGUUUAUUAUUGUCGGGACCGCUCAACAUGAGUCUCAUUCUGAAGAAGACUGAUCUGUCUGCGAAGAAAUAUGUAUUCGAGUACAACUGGGAUCAGCAGGAGAAGGACAAUAAUUUUACACUCGUAUUUACAACGCCCGACUCGAAAAUUCCGCGCAUUCUGGUGGCCAAUUUGACCACGGUUCCCGAAGCCUUCAAUGCGUCUCUUUCAUUUGUCAAUGGCGAGAGUCGAGCAUCUGCUGGCUGCAGUUACGACGGAAAUCCCGAUUAUAGGCGCCUCGAUGUCUAUCUCGAUAACAAUGGCAAUCGCUCAUUUGAUCUAGCCAUGGAGCUGCGACGCUAUCAGGACUUUACUGCCUGGAUCUAUAAGCCACGCAUGCUGCUGGCCAUCAACGGGGUGAACAUUACCGGUCUGGUUGGCGCUAUUAAGAUCAAUGAAAAGAACGGCAUCAAGCAGCACGAUGUAGAUCUCUCCUUUGAGACUAAGAAACUCCAAGCUCUGGUCAGCGGCAAUAUUGUGCAGAGCGAGGUGACCACCUCAACAAAUAUGACUGUCAACUACAGGUUCCAGGCAAGCAAAAUAGAAACCAUUAAUUUCGCCGGUCGUCUGGUGAACAACGGAGAUAAAUCGAAGACUGAGUAUCACGGCAAUGUCAAGUUGCGCACCACUGCCUAUCCAAAGCUGAACUUUGCCUCGAAUGCUACGUGGCUCAGCCUGCAAGGUCACACCGAAGGCGUCUUGACCUACAAUAAUGCACCAGAUUAUGUCAAUCCCAAUUACACCAGCAUGGCGAGAGUUAUUUUUGCACGCUCAAAAUCCGAGGAUGUCCUUUUGGAGGGUUCACGGACGCGUGCGAGCUUGGAACUGAAGGUGCCUAGAUCCAAAAUCGAUUAUCGCAUAUUGAUCAAGCAUGAGGAACGCAGCAAAAACGGCACCGAAAACAACGUUAUUAUUGGUUUGAAGUAUGCGCCCGAAAAGGAGAUAACGGGCCUAUUUUCUGUACACCUACCCUAUCGCAACCUCUUUGCUAUUGACGCCUAUAUGAAUAUUUCAGUGCCCGAAUUUAAUUCAUGCACAGCUAGUUUAAAGGUCAACGAAAAGGCCACCAAAGACUAUAUGGUGUUUAUUAAUGGUUCGUGGUUUACGGGUCACUCGAUAGCGCUCAAGGGCAAUUAUAAGGAUCGCAGCUCGCGUGUACAGUCUUUGCAUCAUCUGAAAAUGAUUGUGGAAAGUCCGUCCUUUGAGGCAACCACUCUGAAUAUUGUCUAUAGACGAAGUCAGCUGUUGAUAUUUUCCGACGUGCAGGCCAGAUACGGCAAGGAUCCGUACGGACUAACCGUACAAUACGCAUCCAAUGCACACAAUAGCAAUUCCAAUACCGAGGUGCGACUUAAGAUCAAGGAAAAAGACUAUUGGAUCAACUCAAAGCUACUAUCUGAGCAGCCCAAGCUAUUGCAGCUGGAGAUACAUAUCGACAAAAUUCGUGAUGUGCAUAUUAAAGUUGGCAUGCUAAAUAUUGUGAAACGAAAGGAACUUUCGCUGGAGCUGAAAUGGGAUGCCAAUCGAGAUCCAUCGGAGCGCUUGGGCCUGCUCAUCGAGUACAACAAUCCGGGGAAUAAGCACUACGAUGGCAAUGCCAUGUUAACCUAUCCAGAGCGGACAAUAAAUUGUGGUUUCAGCACCUAUACGGGUGGUCCCAAGUACAAUGGCAAGGCGCAUGCUUCGUGGAGCAUCACCGAGGUGGUUGAGUUCAGCUACGAUGCGGGCAUUAUGCCGGGAAAGACAUUGCACAAUUGGGUGCAUGCGGAGCUCAGUACACCCUUUGAGGGAUGGCGCAUAAACACGCUGCGAGCGGGUGUUUACAAUGAACGCAAUUUAAUACUGAUUAACUCAACGCUGUCCUGGGCCGAAGAUCAAAAACUGCAACUGGGCUUCAAGAGCGAUCACGAUAUACACGAUCAAUUGGUCAGCUUCGAUGUACGCUUUGGCAUCAACAGCACCAUCCAGGACAUACCCACGAUCAAUGUGAAGGUCAAGCACUGGCAGGACCCAAAACUGGUCGACACUGACCUCUACUUGGGAUACAAGGGUCAAAACGAGACAUUCAACACCUACAGCAUCAACUCAAUAUGGGAGAUCCUUCGCAACCCUCGCUAUCAGAAAGUAACUGGCACGGUUUCCCUGGUCAGUCCGUUUAAGGACUAUCACAAGGGUGGACUGGCAGCCAUGUUUAUGCUAGAUGAUCAGCGACACGUGCAGGGAGCAGCCUCAUUGGAGUUUAAGGGACGAGAGUUUACCCUAAUUAUGGAUGGGUAUGUGAAGAAGUUUACGGAUAAUAUGCUCAUCGUAAAUAUCACAACUCCACUGAAGAAAUUCCGCACAAUUAACGGCCGCUUCGGAUUGAAUGAGAAGAAGCGACAUGCUGUGGCAGAGGUGCGUGCCCCAACUGCCGCACUGGGAGUCGAAGCAUUGGCAGACAUUAAGAAUCUACUCGAUUUCGACGUCAAAUUGAGCAUUGCCACGCCCAUUGAGAGCUUCCAGCAGGCAGCAAUUUUGGCGAACGUCAAUCCAGAACGAGUGGACAUGCGUGGAAUCUGGAACAAUGCCACCUUGGGCUUUACGGGGGUCUGGCAUAUGCACAAUUUAACUGACUUUGAGUACUCGUAUCUGGUGUUCACACCAUUGGCGGGCUUCGAGGAGAAUGGCUUCAUAGCCCAGCUGCUUAAGCGGGACACAUUCAUCUUCAAGCUGCAUGGAAAGCUCUCGGACUAUAGGCUGGGCGUCAAGAUCAAUGGACAUCCCAAACCGAAACUGGUCAAUCAGUUGAGCAAUCGAAAGAUGCAACUCGAUUUACAUUUCGAUGAUGAUUUCCAGCCACCCAGAAUAGAAAUGGAAACGGAAGAGGAUUAUCUCUCCUAUUUUGCCAACUUUGAAUUAGACACCUUGGUCUGGGCCACCAUUGUUGGUGAGGUCGAUAUUCAAGAGAAUGAGGACUUAUAUUUCAUAGAAGGUGGUGUGCAGCUACCUCAAGGUCGCCUCGAGUUGACGGAUCGCUUGUACUUCCCGGACUAUCUCAAUGUGCUUAAUGUGCUCACAGUCUCCACGCCCUUUGACAUGGCCAAGGACUUCAAGUCCGUAUUCGAGUAUCAGAUGGAUUUGAAUUUCACUUCGUUCUAUCAGCAUGUGCACUUCCUUAUCCACGAUAACCUGACUCAGUCCCAGCAAAUGGGCUUUGAGCUCAACUAUACCAAAGUGAUCGACAAUGUCAGGCCAAAGGCUCACAAUGUGCAGCUGAAGCUCAUUACGCCCUAUGAGCAGCUGCCAGAAAUCAAUAUCCAUGGCAACAUCGAACUAGAUGACAAUGUUUACAAGGGCAAUAUCACCUCGACUACAGCUCACACUCAUCUUUCGCUGGCAGCCGCUAUUGAGAAUGAAGACAACUUCCUGGAAACAUCUGUUGGCAUAUUGCUGGAAACGAAUGUCAUUCCUUAUUAUGCAUGCAACGUCUACUUUAAGAAAGACUUCUCCGCUGUGGAUAACAUUAUUGAUAUACGUUUUGAGGUCACCGACAAUGGCAACCUAAACAAGCUGCACAUUGAAACGGACUGGCACACGGAUCCCGCACAUUAUGUGAAUAUCAAUGGUAAAGUUCAUACGACGAUGUUGCCCCUUCAACUGGCCUCCACCUCUGUGCUGGCAACGAAAGGACCCAAUCCGCAGUUGAACGUUGAUCUCAUUUUCCUGAGUCGCGACGGUCAGAGCAUUGCGUAUGGUACACGUGCGAAUAAAAAGAAGGAUGUGUUCAACAUUGAAGUGUGGACGCCAUUGAAGAACUAUAGAAACAUCUCAAUGCACGGCACAAUCAUUCGCAAUCCAACAGAUCCGCAGCGCUACGAUGUGUUGGGCAAUUUGUAUCGCAACAUGGCCACCUAUGGCGUUACGGGUGUGGUGCGCAUGUUAGAUGCUCUGCCCAUAGAUGUCACACUGCGUGUGCAACCCAAGUCGGGUGGUCGGGAUGGCGUCAUUGAGCUAAAUAUACAGGAAGCGGGACGGAAGAAAAUACGCUUCUCGUUCAGUGCCAUUGAGGAUGGUAAAAUGUGUCAGAUAUCUGGCGGAUAUAGUCUCAGUGACAACAAUGGCCCCAUGGACUUUUCGGUGCUGGUGGAGAGUACAGAGCCGGAAAUAGCACGCAUCAAUUUCUAUGGCAAUAUCAAGCCUGUGCAGAAUGGACGCAUCGUUGGCGAUGUGAAUCUACAGACACCCUGGAAGCACCUGGGCAUCGACUCAGUGCAUCUGCACUCCGAUGUGGGUAUAGGCGCCGAUGGUGGCAAGAUCGUUGGCGAGUAUCAGAUUGGAAAGCAUAUUGGACGCGGCAGCUGCAUGUGGUCCUGGAUACUGGCCGAGAACCUGCAACUGGUGCUGGAAAGCUACAUGGAACGACCCAAUGCCCAGCCACGUAUUGUCCACGCCAGUGCCAAGUAUUUAAAUCCUGGCAACACAUUCCAACAACUGCAAACUGGCGGUCGCCUCAGUGUCGAUUCCAAAUGGAAAUUCGAUGUGAAUGGGUCUUUGCACUACAAGUCCACGGAUGAGUUUGAUUUUGAGGUGCUCAGCCAACUGCCGCUACCCUUGGGCGACACGCAUCAGCUGAGCGGCAAGUAUCGUGGCAAUGUUAUCAGCAAACAGCUAACACAACCCGACAUUUUUAUUGAGGCCGGUUACGAGGCGCUGGAGGCGAAGCGCAAGCUCGAAACCCGUUUCUCUUAUCACAAUGCCACCAAUGAUUUGAAUGGAUUGGCUCACGUCGCUUGGGGUUUGAAGGAAGAUAUCUCUGUGGUGGAGUGUGAUUUCCAGGUGCAGCUCAAGCAAGGAUUGCGCCGAGAGUUCCUUGCUAAGCUAACAACGCCCAAGUUCAAGGGCGAGCAUACAUUCGGUCUGAGCGGCCACUAUGACAAGCCCGAUGCUGACUAUCACAAUGUGGUCUGUGCACUGGAUUAUCCAGGUAGUCGUCGCAUAUCCGAUGUGGAUGUGUUUUUCAGUUCCCAUAACAACAUGCAUGGCACGAUUAACAGCAGCACCCCCUUCCUCAACGUCUCCUGGUUCAAAACGGAUUUUGAGUUCACCACAAAGAGUGGUGAUAGUUAUCGUUAUGUGAGAUGUAAUUGGCCCGAGGACAGCGCAUUCCUUAAGCUUAGGAGCAAGUAUGACAGCAACGACAGCAAUCGCAAUCUCAAUGGCAACGUAGAAAUGGAAGUACCUUUGACGACGAGACAUCGCGCCGAUGUUUCAUACGGUAUGCAGAAAACACCCAAUUUGGAUUCGGGUAAUCUGAAGGUUGUCUACAAUGAGGCACAGAUAUUGGACGGCAAGUACAAGCGCGUCGCACAACUGAAGCAUCCCAUCUACAAGGACACUACGGACAUUACCCUGGAGAAUGAUAUGAAGCCGCUGGGAAUACAUUAUGUGAAUAUACGGGAUAUGCGCAGUCCGACAGAUUUGCGAGAUUUCAAACACAUUGAAGUCUUUGAGCUGCGCAAUACAAAUAAUUUUAAUCUAACUGGAGAACUACAUGCGUUGACCACGCCCAGCGCCCAGGAGUUCAAGCUGGUGGCUAUACAUCCAAAUCGUGCCGUUGUCCUCACCACAAAAUACGAGGAUGUCAAUCCUCACGUCGUCAGACAGCAUGCUAAAAUCGAGCUAUCGGAAACAGCCUGGGUAGGCUACAAUCUGGAACUGGGCAACUAUAGCAUGAAUGGUAACGAAUCCCAGCGCUUUGAACUUGAAAUUUUUUAUCCGAAACGCAAUCUAUCUACCUCUGGCUGGUAUUACCUCACCGACAAUAAUUUCAAUGCGGACUUGGCCUUAAACUGGGUCGGAACUGGACGGUACGAAGAGUCUAGAAAGAUUCGCAGCAACUUCCGCUGGACAGCGGAACCAUUGCACAAAACCGAUCGAGAUCAUCAGACAUUUGGCUGGACGGUGGCCCAUCCGUAUCUCGAAAAGGACAUCAAUUGCAAGGCCAUCUACUACCGUGGCCUGCAGGAUCUGCUGAAAGCGCACCUGACUAUCGAUUAUUCUGACAGCCCGGAGCAGCUGAUUGUCUUGGGUGCCCAGCUUCGCGACUUGCAUCACGAAUUGGGACACACAAACUAUACGUUUAAGUUCUAUGGUUAUCAUCCGGCCUCUGAGCUGGAUGUGGAGCUGAAUGGCACACUAGCCGCUCGUCCAUCAUACUACAAGACGGAGUCAACGGCCCACUACAAGCGCGACUAUGUGCCCAUGUACGGCAAAUUCCUAGCUCUGCUGGAUCUCAAUAAACGGGAAGUGGAGUAUGAGCGUCGGACGCCCUAUAAAACUGUGCGUCUGUGGAUGGUGCCCACCGUGGAGUAUCCGACUUAUGGACUCAAUGCCACCGUCUGGGACACUCCCGACACGAACCACACUGGCUACGUUUUUGUCGAUCUUGCCAAGCGCUUUGCACGCAUGGACUUCAAUUUAACGGAGGAUGCCAGCCAGAAUCUUCAAAUGGUGGGCUACAUACCCGACACACGCAGUGGUUAUUUGGAUAUUUGGCGUAAUUACGAGGAGAUACGUAUUAUUGAUGUGAGCUCCUAUCUCAAGAUGAAUCACUCGCGUCUCAUUACGGGCCGCUUCCACUGGCGUCCCAAUAUCAAAAACGAUCUGAGGGAGAAGAUCAGUGGCGUGGGCACUUCAAUUUAUAACUCAUUCUCGGAUGGCAUUGAUUUCUGGAUCAAAUCGCUCUACACCGAGUCAGUGGAAUCAGUGGGUGUCAUCUGGGGCACAGCCAAGGAGUAUAACAAACAGUUCAUUGAGGAUAUCAGUCAGCUGAGUGUUUUGGAGGAGGAUCUGAACGAUCUGCGCUUAUUUGUCAAUCAGUCGUAUGAAGCAAAUGAUUUCUAUAUCAAAAAUGUAGUCAACUUUACGGUGACCAUACUGGACGAGCUGGCAAUCAGGGAUCAUAUUGAGUCCUUGCCCAAGAUUUUCUCGGAAAUGUGGCAUGCCAUGGGUGAUUCAGGCAAGGCUCUGCGGAACAGCAUUGUCUGGUUAAUAGAGACCAUUAAAACGACCUACAACAAUGUUCUGGAUGCAAUCAGUCGGUUUUUCCAUGGCGAGAGCUUGAGCUAUAUCUCAACGCUGAUGGAGAAGGGCAUCGAGAAGUAUGAUAAGUUUGUCAAGGAUCUGCACAUCAAAUUCAUCAAAUACAUUGAGAAUCUGUGGCACAAAUUCUGGCACCUGGCAGAAACCUACUGGAAGAAUGUUCUCAAACGAUUCGAACCCCACAUGUUUAAGAUUAUCAGCUUUAUUGAAACGAGCGCCUGGGAUCUGAGCAAGGAGGUCUUUGACUUUAUCUACAAACGCACCAAUGAAUUGGCCGAGUCGCCAUAUUUCAAUAAGGUCUCCAGUUUUACGGCCGAUGCGGAACGAUUGUACAGAGAUAUUCAAGCGAAUGAUGCAAUUACGAAUAUCAAAAAGUAUUCCACACUGGCUUGGAACUUCAUCAAGGAAAAGUACUUCAAGCUGGUGCCGUUUGGUGCCGAGCUAAAUGAGGUGAUCACCGAAAUCUGUCAGGAAAUCAAAGAGCUGCAAAAGAUCGACCAAGUACAGUUCGUCGUACAGAAGUAUAAUGAAAUUCUGGCCAGAUUGGAGUGGAUAGCCGAUGAGCUACAGCUAGAGUAUCGCAUUCAUCAGCUCUAUGGACUGUUGCGCAACAAGUUCCGCAACUAUGCGCUGAAUGCGUUGGAAACUGCCGACAUGUACAGAGAGGCCAAGACUAAGUUCGUAUUUGAUCCGGAGGUGGGCAUUAUUGAUUUGGAACAGAAGCUGCCCAUGUCUUGGCAUGCUUUCAAUGAGACGCCCAAAUUCGAGGAGAUACCCGAGUAUAGAAUAUUGUAUAAGGCGCAGAAUUUCCUCAGCGAAGCCAACUCCUCCAUCAUCAUGAAGCUGUACAAUUUGCGCACCCAUCUGGAUCCCAAGACCUGGCUGCCACCCUACUACUCACGGGCUUUGCUUAUUGAUUCACGUCAUUACAUGACUUUCGAUCAGCGUUUUGUAGGCCUCAAUCUGAACUUCGAGCAACUGACCAAUGGAGGUCGUAAUGAACAGUGUAGCUAUUUGCUAGCUCACGACUUCUUCCAGCGCAAUUUUACACUGCUACUGGAGCCGGCGGGCCAACCACUGACAGGUCCAGGAAACAACAAAAUUUCCACGCGCAAGCUCAGCUUCAUUGCGAAUGGACAGCUUAUUGAAAUAGACCUUGGAACUGAUCACAUCACCGUGAAUGGCAAUCGGCAACCCGUACUGCCACUAAAAUUGGGUGCCGUUAACAUCUAUCAAGAACUAGACAUACUGUCUAUCGUUUCGGACGCACAGUUCAGUCUACAUUGCAAUGUACAAUUUGAUCUGUGCUGGUUCGAAGUGAGUGGUUGGUAUUUUGCUAAGACUGCCGGUCUGCUGGGCACCCUCAACAACGAGCCAUACGACGAGUACACAAUGUCCAACCACUUGAUAUCGAAUCAACCGCAAGAGUUCACCGACUCCUGGAGUCUGCAGCGCUGCCGGCAGAACCAACUGGCCAAGACAGAAGCAAUCAGCAAGGAAGUGAGUCAAGCAUGCGACAGUUUCUUCCAUUCAGGCAUUCUAUCGGCAUGCAGUGAUAUCGUCAAUCCGGCACCUUUCUAUGAGAUGUGCCUGGAUUUGGGCAUGAAAUCGCAACCCAUCCGUCCGGGUCAUCCGGCCGUGAAGGGCGCUUGUACAGCGGCCCUGGCCUAUAUUGAGACAUGUACGACACUUAAAGUUCCCAUGCGAGUGCCAGAUCAGUGUGUAUUCUGCCAGCUGUCGAACGGUUCCUAUGUUCCGGAGGGCACUUUCAUGGAGCUCAGUGGCGCCGAUAUACCGCACAGUAGCGAUGUCGUGUUCAUUGUGGAGGCCAAACCCUGCAAUGCAAAUCUUAAGGAGGCAAAGAGCAUUAUGACCAUUGUUUCCAGCAUUGAGGAACAGCUGCGAGCUGCCAAGCUAACCAAUAAUCGCUAUGCGGUCGUUGCAUUUGGUGGUGUUUCGCCUUACGAGAAGCCUCGCAGCAUAAUCUAUGAGCACAAUGUGUUCACCUCGAACCCCAACCAGCUGGCCGAUUACUUUGCACAUAUCAGUACUGGCAAUGGCAGCAGCAACGAUAUACUGAUGGCUAUUUCAACAGCAUCCCGUUUGAACUUCAGACCGGGCGUAUCAAAGACCUUUAUUCUGCUCUCGUGCAGCAGUUGCGCUGCAAAGGACAUGCGCUUUGAUUACACAUCCAUAUUGCAGUUUAUGCUGGAGGAGGGCGUCAACUUGCACAUUUUGGCGGACACCGAGUUCGACUUUGAGCGCACGCGGAAGCUGCGUCACUUCUUCGGGCUGGACAGGGAGCUGGUCUACUCGAAACGCUACCCCGAGGGCGAUGCCGAAACUCGGAAACAGGUGCAUAUUCCCAAGAGUAAUUUGGGCAUUUGUACGCCGUUGGCGCUGGAGACGAACGGAUCGGUGUUCAGUGCCCGCAAAUUGAUACCAGAGCGCAAGUAUCCAAUUAUGCGGUUUGCCACCAUCUUUGCCAAGCGUGUGGCGCAAAGUGCCAACCCCAUUGGCAUCCAGACAUGUGAGUGCUCCGGCCACAAUUCGGGUGUAGCUUAUGUGGCCUGUUCGCCACGAGCCUUACCCGAGGAGAAGGGCAAUCUGGAUGAUUAUGACGGUUUUGAAACUUGGGAAUGGGAUGAUGAUCUGGAUGCAGAGGCCUAAGCGAGCGCAUGACUUCAGCUUGUAGAAUGUAAAGAUUAUGUCAAAUAGCACAAGAAAACUUUUGUAUAAAUAAAUUAUAAUAUAAUGUCCGAAAUUUGCGGAAUCUUAAA
This is a messenger RNA of Drosophila grimshawi, 13199 nucleotides long. RefSeq lists its product as uncharacterized. Gene Ontology annotation, biological process: lipid transport. Gene Ontology annotation, molecular function: lipid carrier activity. The record is from RefSeq and is a predicted model, not a curated record. Lineage: Eukaryota; Metazoa; Arthropoda; Insecta; Diptera; Drosophilidae. The transcript has 20 exons. The coding region runs from base 88 to 13089 and encodes 4333 amino acids.